AUGGGAAAGAAGAAAGGAGCACCCGGUGUCCAAAGAAAUGCAAGUUUGAAGGAAGGUCACACCAUCUCGCAUAAGGUUAUAAAAGAGGAGGAGGAGGAGGUUGGUGUUAUGGAGUUUUCAGAAGGACACAGAGAUCCCUUCAAGCACAUCAAGCUGGAGCCAUUCAGUGACACAAACCCACCAGAGAGAUGUCCCCAUCCACUGGAUUCCCGGGAUUCUACACAGGAAGAUCACACCAUCCCUCACCAUCAUCAGGGUGAAGAACAGAUUAAUAUAAAAGCUGAGAUUAAAGAGGAAGAAGAAGAGAUGUAUGUGGGGGCUGAUCAGCCGUCCAGGGCGGAGGUUGGGAUGAUUCUGAAGAGUGAACAGGAUGAAAUGUCUCCACCUAUCAACACAAAUGGAUGUGAUGUGAGGAAUUCCUCGGAGAGACAUCUUCUAUUAUCUGCUGAUUGUAAGUCAGAAGAUAAUGUCAUCACACAGGAUCCUCCAGGAGGAAAUCCAAAUACACAAAAUAUACAUCACAGACCUUCCUGUCCGGAGACAUCAAUGGAUCCCUCUGAUCAGGGGGAAUCUUCUCAUCAAUCACCUACUAUGAUUGUAAAUAUCCAUGUAAGAUCUCACACUGCAGAUAGAUCAACAGAUCCUUCUAAUCCCGAGGAAUCUUCCUCACCCCAUGAAGGAGAUCACCGAGGUGACCAUCUAUUCUCAUGUUUGGGGUGCGGGAAAUCUUUCGAGACAAACUCUGAACUCCGUAUCCAUCUCCGAUCUCACACCCGUGUAACUCUUACGUGUUCAUACUGCGAGAAAUCUUUUAAUCAGGAAAGCGAAUUUCUUACACAUCAGAGACUUCACAAUGCUGAGAAUCCUCAUAUAUGUUCAGAGUGCGGGAAAUGUUUUACUGAAAAAGAUGAGCUGCUUAUACACCGGAAAGGUCACAUCAUUGUGCGUCCGUUUUCGUGUGCAGAGUGCGGGAAAUGUUUCACUGGUAAAAGGCAACUUCUAACGCACCAGAGAGUUCACACAGGCGAGAGACCAUUUAUAUGCAAAGAGUGCGGGAAAAGUUUCACUGAGAAAAAAUGCCUUAAUUCACACCUGAGAGUUCACAUUAAUGAGCGCCCUUAUUCAUGUUCAGAGUGUGGGAAAUGUUUCAGCCAGGAAAGAACCCUUGUUGAACACUGGAGAAUUCACACAGGUGAGCGUCCCUAUUUAUGUUCAGAGUGCGGGAAAUGUUUCAAUCAUAAGAGAGACUUUGUUAAACACCAAAAAACUCACACGGGCGAGCGUCCCUAUUCGUGUUCGGUGUGCGGGAAAGGUUUUGUCGUAAAAAGUGUACUUCUAUCACACCAGAGGAUUCACACGGGCGAGCGUCCUUUCUUAUGCACAGAGUGCGGGAAAAGCUUCACUCAGAAAGGAAGCCUGACUAUACACCAAAGACUUCACCAAAGCGAGCGGCCUUUUCCUUGUUCGGAGUGCGGGAGAUCUUUCAUUGUAAAAGCCAAGCUUCUUGCCCACCAGAGGAGUCACACAGAGAAGAGUCUAUUUUCUUGUUCAGACUGCGGGGAGUCUUUCAGCCAGAGAGCCCAGCUACUUGCUCAUCAGAAAAGCCACACGGGAAAACAUCCUUUUCCCUGCCCAGUGUGCGGGAUAUGUUUCUCUGACAAGGCAAAUCUUAAUAGACACCAGAUGAGUCACACGAGUGAGCGCCCCUUUGCAUGUUCAGAGUGCGGGAAAAGUUUUACGCGUAACGAAAAUCUAAUUAGACAUCAAAGUACACACACCUGAUGAGACUGUUAAUAAAUGUAGCCAGGUUCGUGGCUACAAAUGAGAGAAACACUGGCUGCAGCUGCUCUCUGUAGCUGCUGCCCUGCGGUGCUGAACUGGUUAACAGCUAUUUCAGCAAAAGGAGUUGGCUGUUGAGCAAAAAGAGUUUGAUAGACUGAGUCAGGCAGCAAUGCACAGUGGGAAUUGUAGUCCUGAGGAGAGACUCUCCUCUGUAGCCAAGAACUUUUGAACUACAUUUCCCAGAGAGGAGAUUUCUGCACAGGACACCACUUUCUCUUGUCGUGAGGGAGACCUGAGGGUACACAUUGCUGCAUAGUGUGCCCCAGCACUUUUGCAUAUCUGUGGCCUGAGCGAGAUCCAGAGUGCUGAGUUCAGGAAUACCGACAGCCAGAGUCACCUGGGUGCAGAGCAGAGAGUGGACUAACCGCUGUAUGUGACCGGAUGAUGAGCUGCAAUAUUACUGGGACUGGUGAGCUGUGGGGAUUUACUUUCUGCUGCUGGAGAGAUUAAGCCCUUGUGUAACUGCCAUCUAGUAGCCUUAUUGCUGCCUGUGACUAUUCUCCUGUGCACCCUGAGUACAACUGGGCCCCAACACUAGCCGGUUGAAGAGUUAGGUUUAACGCCUGAACCUUUACAGCUGCUACACAGAUACCUUUUACAUAUUGCUUACAUAUUGCUUAUGUUAAGAGGUACACUAUAUUACCAAAGUUAUUCAGAUGCCUGCCUUUAUACACACAUGAACUUUAAUGGCAU
Messenger RNA from Rana temporaria (common frog), 2535 nucleotides. Its product is annotated as gastrula zinc finger protein XlCGF26.1-like. Bases 1 to 1782 code for a protein of 593 amino acids. NCBI's taxonomy places the organism in Eukaryota, Metazoa, Chordata, Amphibia, Anura, Ranidae. The record is from RefSeq and is a predicted model, not a curated record. The transcript is spliced from 4 exons.